This is a messenger RNA of Struthio camelus australis, 1500 nucleotides long. The record is from RefSeq and is a predicted model, not a curated record. Lineage: Eukaryota; Metazoa; Chordata; Aves; Struthioniformes; Struthionidae.
AUGUACGCUGGCAAGCUGCGAGCCAAGGGCCUGUUCUCCAGAGCCCUGGAGUCUGCAGGCAGGACCAACGCCAGCUGCAGCAUCCAGGCAGAGGAGGGAUUGGUUUCACGGAAAGAGAAGGCUGUUGUGCAGUGGCGACGAGAAAAACGUGUUCGCACGCAACUACACGAAGAGAGCUGUUGGUUCCGCAUGGCUCAGCCAUGCAAAGGCAGGAAUCGCAACGUGGAGGCUUCAUGCCACAACAGGGGCCUUUUCUCUGCAAUGCGGAAAGAGGCAAUGAUUGCCUGCUGCUUCCUAGGCAGCUUUCCUCGUCCAGGAGCUGUCCGGCUCAUUGUGAAUCUUCUUCUGGUUUGCAUCCUGCCUGCUCAGCGCUUUGCGCUCCAAGUUUUGGGCAGUACUGCAAGGCAAAUGAAGGCUCACAAGACGGUUCCCCUGGUGCUGCUUGUCCUGUUUUCUUUCCUUUUUGGUGUUUACCACGUGGGGCUGCUUGAAGAAGGAAGCCUCUGGAGGACCACAGCAGCGUCGAGGGCCUACAUCGUCUCCUAUUUUAACCCCGUCUGUCAACAGGAUGUUCAGAAGCUAAUUGAUGAAGCACUGGAGAAGCUGGAAUACAACCAAGUCGGGAUGCCCGAUUAUGCCCGCAAAUCAUCAGGGGCUACCGUCAUGCACUCCAAGACUUCUGGCUCCUUGCGGAAUACCAGAGGGAGACUCUUCUGGGCUGGGCUGCCCCUGCUGCACUCCAUGAAGUCUCCUGAGGUGAUUCUGGAGCCGGAAAAUCACGCAGGAAACUGCUGGUCUUUCCCCGGCAGUCAGGGUCAUGUGGUGAUCAAGCUGCCUAGAGCCAUCUUCCCGCAAGCGGUGACCCUGGAGCAUAUUUCUGUGAGAGUGUCCCCUGGAGAAAACAUCUCCAGUGCUCCCAGGGACUUUGCUGUCUAUGGGAUGAAGGCAGAAAGUGAGGAGCAGGGCACGUUCCUGGGAGAGUUCACGUACGUGGCUGCAGAGCAUCCCUUUCAGACUUUCCAGCUGCAGAACGAACGCUCUGACUUCAUACAGUACGUGAAGCUGAAGGUGCUGAGCAACUGGGGCCACCCGGAAUACACGUGCGUGUACCGAUUCAGGGUGCACGUAAAUCCCGUAGAGCUAGUAAGGGAGAAGCUUGGGGUGCGCAUCCACGAAGCGCUUCCGCCUCGCACGUGCCGUUCAAAACACCCAGGACCAAUGGAAGAGGCGAUCCGUAAGCACAGAUGCGAGUGGGUUCGAGCCGGGCAGAGCUGGCGGGACGGCACAACACGCCCCCCGCCGCCCCCCGCCGCCAUAUACGCUUAUAUAGAGCGUUUCGCACAGGCGAGGCUGGGACAAAGUGCCGUUUGCGAUUCUCACGCUGCCGGUCGCAGGGAGGGUCCGUGCCAUUAUGAGGAGGUCCUCUUCCAAAACAUCUCUGCAGUGGUGGUGGUGGUGGUGGUGGUGGUGCGACCAUUUAUUAUUUACCUGCAGGUCUAG